This is a messenger RNA of Penicillium waksmanii, 633 nucleotides long. RefSeq lists its product as uncharacterized. The transcript is spliced from 3 exons. NCBI's taxonomy places the organism in Eukaryota, Fungi, Ascomycota, Eurotiomycetes, Eurotiales, Aspergillaceae. Bases 1 to 633 code for a protein of 210 amino acids. The record is from RefSeq and is a predicted model, not a curated record.
AUGGACGGUAUGCCAUAUGGGGUCUUCGCAAGCCUGUUCCAAACCCGAGAUCCAGCUGGAUUCAAAGGACCAGAGAUGCUGGCUAUCGAGAUGGAAAUUUGCCUCUACCCAAUUGAUCCAAAGGAGGGAACCAUUCGAUCUACCCUUGAGGAAAUUGCCGAUGAACAGUCCGACGGCGGGUCAUUCACAUUCAGGCUCGAUCAGUCCUCCGAUAUUUACAACUCCAAGGGAUUUCUUCGCAAGCGCGCACGAAAGAGUGUCCAAGAUGUCCGGGACCCACUGGAUGAAAGGAACAGUGGGAAAUUGGUCAAGAAGGAUGCUGUUACUGCGCCGAAAAAGAAGUCAAAGUCUGAGAAGAUGGAAAUGACUAUGAUGGUCUUGGGCGAACAUGAUCCUCGAGAGGGCAAGAAACGGCCGUUAGGAAAGAAAGAAACAGCCGCCCUCAUGGUUGCCACAGCUCAGGUUGAGAAGUGGAAAACUGAAAAAGUGGCCGCAAAACUCGCAACCGCGCAGUCCAAAACUAUCGCAAGUUUGAAAGUGGACUUGGCGAGUGAGAAACUAUGGUCUCAAAAACUGGUCGAGCAGAUCAAAACUUGGGCGGAUUGGUGCCACAGCGUCUUUCUCAAGAAGUGA